AUGAGCAUGAUGGACAGCUCCCACGCAGCAUCGUCCUCCGGCGGCGCACUCACCAGGAAAAGAAAAAUCGAAUCUUCCGGCAGCGGCGACCGCCUGAGCAAGCUCACGGACCACGCACUCGGCCACGUCCUCUCCUUCCUCUCGGAAGAGGAGGCGGCGGGCGCGGCCAUGCUAUCGUCGCGGUGGCGCCACGUUUUCGCCGCCGUGCACUCCGUCUCCCUCGUGGAGCCAGAGAGCCCGAUCCCCAACUACGACGACCGCGUCUGCCACACCCCGGAGUAUCAAUGUUGCCCGGACCCAAACGCGCCGCUGCCCUUCUACAAACAUCGUGAGCCGAUCAUCGCCCGCCAACGACGACGCGGCGCAGUACCCCUGCGAGCCCUUCGCGUCGCCGUGGAAAGCUAUAGCGGCGGCGAUUCCUUGACGGUGGACCAGUGGGUCUCGUACGCCGUGCAGCAGGGCGCCGCCGAGGGCCUCGACCUCAUCCCCCGCUUCCAGUGCCGCUCCCCAAUCUGGGGAGAUCUUCUGACUGGUGGUCAUGGAGUGUGCUGGAGUACACCGCAACGAAGAGUGAUCUUCUGCUGCGCCCACCUGCGAUCGCCCUCCCUCAGCUCCUGCCGGCUCGCCCCGCCCGACACCGUCAGCCUGCCGUCCCUGGUGACUCUGCUCCUGUCCCGCGUCUCCGACCCUGGGAGUGACGUGGAGCGGCUCGUCGCCUGCUGCCCGCGCCUCGAGGACCUGACGCUCGAGGCCUGCAGCGCGGUGACCGCGCUCUCCCUCGUCGGCGCGGCCCACCUUCGCAGGUUGGCCCUCCGCUGCUGCCACAACCUGACGGACGUCGCCGUCGACUCGUCAGAGUUACAAGCGUUCGAGUACAGGGGCGCCGGGACCGACGGUUCGUUCCUGACCAUGCAUGGCGAUGUCUCCACGACGAUCGUGUACUGCAAGGUCGAUAUCUGCGGAGAAGAGGUCACCAUGAACCUGAGGCAGCUUCUGCAACUGUUUGUGAACGCCAAGCACCUGCACCUCGAGUCCGCUCGCCUCGGCUCAGGCCUCGACAAGGGCAUGCCUAUAAGUUUGCCUUCCUUCUCGAGCCUCCUCCACCUCGAGAUGAGGGGAUGCCUUCCCGACGACGACGACGACACCGGAGCUAUCGCUAUCGCUGCGGUGAGCACGGUCCUCGAGCACGCCCCGAACCUGGAGACGCUGUCGCUAGCCUUCCAUUCCCAGGAACACGACUCGGGUGACCAUCCUAGCUACAUUCGCUUCAGCGAUUAG
This is a messenger RNA of Miscanthus lutarioriparius, 1278 nucleotides long. The record is from the annotation of a GenBank genome assembly. Lineage: Eukaryota; Viridiplantae; Streptophyta; Magnoliopsida; Poales; Poaceae.